Molecule: messenger RNA, 1507 nt
Organism: Stereum hirsutum FP-91666 SS1
Lineage: Eukaryota; Fungi; Basidiomycota; Agaricomycetes; Russulales; Stereaceae
Product: DEAD-domain-containing protein
Exons: 7
Coding region: 13-1203 (396 amino acids)
Cellular component (GO): catalytic step 2 spliceosome; nucleolus
Molecular function (GO): RNA helicase activity; mRNA binding; ATP binding
Source: RefSeq, a predicted model, not a curated record
UGCUCCUCCACCAUGUCCGGAAUCAACGCUGGCGACGACAAACUUGUAUUCGAGUCCUCCGAGGCGGUCCCAGUUGUCCCAACAUUCGACGACCUGGGAUUGAAGGAGGAUCUCUUACGUGGAAUCUACGCAUACAACUUCGAAAAGCCAUCAGCUAUCCAGCAGCGUGCUAUAGUGCCAAUAACCCAAGGGCGCGACGUGAUUGCGCAAGCCCAAUCUGGGACAGGAAAGACCGCAACAUUCUCGAUCUCCAUCCUCCAAUCUAUCGACGUUACCGUUCGCGAGACGCAGGCACUCGUUCUCUCUCCCACGCGCGAACUCGCCACACAGAUUCAGUCUGUCGUGCUCGCUCUCGGCGACUACAUGAACGUCCAAUGCCACGCCUGCAUUGGUGGCACUUCUAUCGGCGAGGAUAUCCGCAAGCUUGAGUACGGGCAACACAUCGUCUCGGGUACGCCGGGGAGAGUGUUUGACAUGAUCAGGAGGAGGACGCUGCGGACAAGGAACAUUAAGAUGCUGGUGUUGGACGAAGCCGACGAGCUAUUGAACAAGGGGUUCAAGGAUCAAAUAUACGACGUCUACCGAUAUCUCCCUCCAGCAACUCAGGUCGUACUUCUCAGUGCGACAUUGCCGUACGAUGUUCUGGAGAUGACGACCAAGUUCAUGACAGACCCGAUCAGGAUCUUGGUCAAACGUGACGAAUUGACGCUGGAAGGGAUCAAGCAGUUCUUCGUUGCGGUCGAGAAGGAGGACUGGAAGUUCGACACACUUUGUGACCUGUACGACACCCUGACCAUCACGCAAGCCGUCAUUUUCUGCAACACUCGGCGCAAGGUCGAUUGGCUCACAGAGAAGAUGAGGAAUGCCAACUUUACUGUCUCUUCGAUGCACGGAGAGAUGCCACAAAAAGAACGCGACGCGAUCAUGGCAGAAUUCCGUGGUGGCACGUCUCGUGUUCUCAUCACCACCGAUGUCUGGGCCCGCGGAAUCGAUGUCCAGCAGGUCUCGCUCGUGAUCAACUAUGACUUGCCUGCAAAUCGUGAAAACUAUAUCCAUCGUAUUGGUCGAUCGGGUCGUUUCGGCCGCAAAGGCGUUGCAAUAAACUUUGUGACCGUGGACGACGUCCGUAUCCUUCGGGAUAUAGAGCAGUUCUAUUCCACGCAAAUUGAUGAGAUGCCUGUCAACGCGGCUGAGCUCAUCUAAAUUACCGUUGCUUCCCUCGACAUCCUCCAGUCAUGGCCACCGCCUCUUCUGGCCCUUCGUAUCGCAACCGCUCACCGUAGCUUCACAACCAGAAGAUGUCUUGGAAGAAUUGGCAGAGGGUGUACGCUGUUGGAUGGAAGGAGUGGCUCGGAGCCCCUGAGGCCCGAGGAAAGAUACGGUUGAUGUGGGCUCUCUUCGUUUACUCUCUAUCUCGUUGUGGACGCUCAUUGUGAUGUAUCGUAGUACCUGUACUUUAUGCAGCUUGCCCCCAUUGCACUAUGUUAGUUGCUAAACCGUGCUCAAA